Messenger RNA from Coffea arabica (coffee), 1735 nucleotides. RefSeq lists its product as uncharacterized. The record is from RefSeq and is a predicted model, not a curated record. Lineage: Eukaryota; Viridiplantae; Streptophyta; Magnoliopsida; Gentianales; Rubiaceae. Gene Ontology annotation, molecular function: DNA-binding transcription factor activity; DNA binding.
CAGCUUAUACUUCUAAGGAGUUCGUUAAUAAAAAAGAUCGAUUCCCUACAGUUAUUUCUUGCAACUUUGGUCUUGAUAACUUCAGUGGAACUCACCUUUUGUUGCUGUUCUUGGUCCAAAGUUUUGAGUUGUUGCAUCUCACCAGCAUAAUCAUAAUACCGUCAAUGAAUAUCCAAAAGAUUGGGAGCUAUGAAAGAAUGCUGCAGAACUGUGGACACACAAGUGAUUAUGCUUCAGAAUUUUCAUACAGGUUUCCCCAGAGUUUUGGUAAUCCGCCGGAGGCCUCCGACAUGGGGCUUUGUUUUCAGUCUGCAGACAGAGAUGAAGGCUCACAGAGGCAAAACUUUUGGCCUAAUAACUCAUCUAGCACCAUUAUGGGCCAAAUUGGAUCAGCUUCUGCUUUCUAUGCAGCGGAAGUUUACAUGGGAUUAACACAACUUGGUGCCAGAGAUAAUCAGUCCACCUGCAGCACCCAGCUUUCCAAGAUUAAUCAUGAUGUACAUAUUCCAUCAUAUGACCAAUCUGAGAAUUGUUUGUUUACAGAUUCACCUCCAAGAAAGCUAGAGCCCUGCAGUUUCCCAGCGAAUACCACCUUGCAAGCGGUUCCAAACUCUCAAACCUCAAACAGCCAAUAUAUCAGUUCAGAAGCAUCCUAUAGACAUCCUUUUAGCGAUCUUACAGAGAAAGAGAGGCUGUGGCAACUCAAAAAGAAACUGUUAGGUGACGUUGAUAAUCCCAAUAAGAGACAACAUACCAUGCCUCUUCAGAGAAAUCAAGAUGUUGGAGUCUCGUGCAAUUUGUAUGACCCUCACUUCCCAAAUGUGAAGCCGUCUGGGAGAAGUUCUGGAUGUAUUUCUCCUAUUUCUACCAAUCCUGCCUCUGCUGCAGGAGCUGUAACCAACAAGACACGGAUCAGAUGGACUCAGGAGCUUCAUGAUCGAUUUGUCGAGUGUGUAAACCACCUUGGUGGUGCUGACAAGGCUACACCCAAGGCAAUAUUAAAGCUGAUGGAAUGGGAGGGAUUAACCAUCUUCCAUGUCAAAAGUCAUUUGCAGAAAUAUCGAAAUGCGAAGUACAUCCCAGCAUCUGCAGAAGGAAAAUCUGACAAAGGACCUUGCACAAGCAAUGAAGCACAGAUUGACAUAAAAAAUGGAAUGCAACUCAAGGAAGCGUUACAGCUGCAACUGGAUGUCCAGAGGCGUCUUCACGAUCAAUUAGAGGUACAGCGCAAAUUACAGUUGAGCAUUGAAGAACAAGCAAGACAGUUGAAACUGAUACUUGAUAAGCAGCAAGAAACUGCAAAGAGCCUAUUGGAAACUCAAAAUUCAGCAAUUACAUCUCCCACUUACCUGUCUACCACACUUGAAAAUGUAGAUAUUCUGAUUUCAGAAGAUUCUGAGAGUACCCCUUUCUCAUCUAAAAUAAGCUAGAUGAAAUGGGAUCAUAAUCAAGUCAAUAUCUGUCCUAUAAGCCUGCUUGUAGAAUUCUGCAGAAGAAAAGAAUUGCUUCAGUGAUAUCAGUGCCCCACAACUUUGCUACUCCGACGAUGGGGAAUUAAAAGGGACCCUUGAGUUGAGCUUUCUUGAAACAUAACUUGGUUGGAAAGCAAGAGCAAAUUACACACCAUUAGGCAAUAGGAACUUUCACAUACAUAUUGAUUGUAUUACAACAAAUCAAAGUCUGAAAAUUGAUGAACAUCCAUGAUUAGCUUGUGUAUGGUCUUUCUUGAUUUUGA